Messenger RNA from Ramularia collo-cygni, 7173 nucleotides. RefSeq names its product related to alpha-1,3-glucan synthase Ags2. The transcript is spliced from 20 exons. Bases 1 to 7173 code for a protein of 2390 amino acids. Gene Ontology annotation, molecular function: alpha-1,3-glucan synthase activity. The record is from RefSeq and is a predicted model, not a curated record. Gene Ontology annotation, cellular component: fungal-type cell wall. Lineage: Eukaryota; Fungi; Ascomycota; Dothideomycetes; Mycosphaerellales; Mycosphaerellaceae. Gene Ontology annotation, biological process: fungal-type cell wall (1->3)-alpha-glucan biosynthetic process.
AUGGCGAAGAGGAUGCUGGGAUUGUUGUCACUCGUGGUCGGAGUCUUGUCUUGGCCGCACGAUCCGGAGCAAGUGGACUUCAAUCUCAACACGAAUGAAGAAGCGCUCAAUCCUAUGCAAUAUUCGGGGAAAUGGGAGGGACACAACUACACCGCUUCGCCCAAGAAUUGGAGAUUUCCAUUCUAUACGCUCUUCCUGGAUCGAUUCGUGAAUGGAGAUCCGAGGAAUGAUGACAUCAAUGGGACGGUGUUUGAGAAUGAUGUUAUGAGUACCUCAUUUCGUUAUGGCGGAGACCUUGUUGGUCUUCAGGACUCGUUGGACUAUCUACAGGGAAUGCUCGUGAAAGGAAUCUACAUUUCCGGUACCCCUUUUCUCAACAGACCGUGGAAAUACGACCAAUACUCGCCCCUCGAUCUUACCAUUCUCGACCACCACUCAGGGACUAUCAAGGAAUGGCAGAGUUUGGUCGACGAGGUUCACUCGAGAGGCAUGUACCUGAUGCUGGACUUGACUGGCUCAACUCUAGCGGAUCUGAUCGGAGUCGAGAAGCAUCUAAACGAGACAGCACCCUUUUCACCAAAAGAAUACGACGUCAUCUGGAAAGAUCCAGCGAGGAACUAUUCAGACUUCACAUUCAACAACGUCCGCGAUGAAACGUGCGAGUAUCCUCGCUUCUGGAAUGUAUCCGGCGAGAGAGUGCUGAAAGAUUCUACUGAGGUUGUUGACGCUCAGUUUUCGCAACUCGUGGGGUGCUACAAUAGCGAAUUUGACCAGUAUGGCGAUACGGAGGCCUUUGGUGUUUAUGCUGAUUGGCAAAGAGAGCUUACCAAAUUUGCCUCGGUACAAGACCGCUUGCGUGAAUGGAUGCCCUCGGUCAGGGAGAAGAUCUCGCUCUUCGCUUGCCUCUUGAUCUCGCAAUUAGACAUUGAUAGCGUCCGCUUUGACAAAGCAACACAGAUGACCCCGGAUGCUCUUGCUUCCAUGUCAGCUGAUUUGAGACGAUGUGCUCAAAGUCACGGUAAAGACAACUUCUUCAUCGCUGGAGAAAUUGCAGGUGGUGAUCGAUUCGGCUCCAUUUUUGUGGGUCGGGGGAGAGAAUUUCAUACCUAUCCAGAUGAGGUACCGACAAACUACUCAAACAGUACCUUAUUUCUUCGAGAUGAGGGACUUGAAGCGCUCGAUGCUGCUGCAUUCCACUAUAGUAUACGUCGAACUCUCACCAGGCUUCUAGGCCUUGACGGACCGCAUCUCGAAAAUGGGUACGAUCUGCCGACUGAUAUUUCCAACAGCUGGAACACCAUGCUCGUGUCAAAUGACUUUCUCAACGCCAACACAGGAGAUUUAGACCCCCGGCAUAUGUACGGAGUGACCAAUCAAGACGUCUWCCGAUGGCCUGCAAUCGCCGAUGGCACGCAACGUAUGCUGCUCGGGCUCUUCAUCACAACCUUGGUUUUACCUGGAAUUCCUCUUUCCCUUUGGGGAGAAGAGCAAGCGCUGUAUCUCCUGACUGAGACCACAGCCGUCAACUACAUGUUUGGUCGACAGCCCAUGGCAUCUAACGUUGCUUGGCAGCUUCACGGAUGUUUCAGUCUAGACACCACUGCCUCGGACUUCUUUCAUUUACCUCUCGAGGCAGCCCUGAAGGGUUGCGAAGAUGAGCUGGUUGGUCGUGAUCAUCGAGAUCCUACUYAUCCAGUCCGGAACGUAAUGAAGGCCAUGUAUUCACUCCGCGAGAGAUAUUCGAUCCUCAAUGAUGGGCUCGCUCUUCAGGCGUUGUCCAAGCAGACGCAUGAAAUCCAACUGCCUGGUUCGAAUGGUACGGCUACGGAGACUGGGACGUGGAGUGUAGUUCGGACUCCGCUAGAUGUUCAACAACUGGACUCUGGCAACCAAUCUGUAUGGCUGGUGUAUCACAAUGAAGACCAUGAAAUUACGUACAGUUUCGACUGCAAGAAAAACGACACUGCACUGAUAGCACCGUUUGCGGAGGGUACCAAGAUCCGAAACCUUCUCUUCCCAUACGAAGAACUUGAGCUGCAGGACGGCCCCAAAAUCAAAAGAUUCAUCGACAAGUCACAGGAGUUCAAUGGCUGCUUGGGAAAGCUUAAGCUGGAAGCAUGGGGUUUCAAGGCGUUUGUACCAAGCAGCGCAUGGACGAAGCCGAUGUCGUCGCUAACAGGCUUUGUACCUGGUCACGAUGCAAGACUGCAAUCCGCCUCAACAAUCAAAGUCGAGCUACAUUUCUCGGCCGAGAUGGUCUGCGAUGACAUAACUGAAGGCAUGACGAUCAGUUCAACAACAGAAAGCGGCAAGACUCCGAAGAUUGAUCCCGAAUCUGUAUCCUGCUCUGCCAUAUCGCAGCCAACUAAUGGGUCUUAUAUCCCAUCUGYUUGGGCAUGGCAAGCAACACUGCUCAAUGUGUCGGACGGCAUCCACAGCAUCAGUUUGAAAACGCCUUCAACAUCCUCAGCUGUGCGGGACAUUAUCGAUCACCUCAUGUUCCGCGUGGGUCGCCCAGAUAACCCAAUGGUGUGGCCCAGCACGGCAAAUUACAGUCGUACCGCCCUGACCAAAGAGGUCGAAAGCGGAGAAUUGUCAAUAUCUCACACCGCACCUGGAGCUGACCUUUUUCGAUACUCCACCAAUUUUGGAAGCAGCUGGAGUCUAUGGGAGAAAUAUGAAGGGGGCAACUCAACGAUCAAAGAGCUUCCUUGGAAUGGAACCCGUCGCCAGAAAUGGUCCGGAGAUCACAUUAUUCUCCAAUACUGGAGCAAGAAAUCUGGCAGUAGCGCUCACAUCCAGCAUGCUGAUGCUGAUUGGUCCAAGAAGCCUCCACGAUGGUAUCCCAACAUGUAUGCGCAGGGUCCUUACAAUCAGUUUGGUUUCGAUGCAGGCUUACCGAGUCGUCUUCGUCAUGAAUCAUCUAGUGGUCUGUCGACAUUCCACCUCAUGACUGAGUGGCCAACAGUACUUCAAUUGAACGUCUGGGGCAUGAACCCAGACGGCAAACCCGAUCAAGGGUUUGUAUUUGGAGAUGCAAAUAACGACAGCGUCCUCGAUCGGGUUGUACCAGAAGCGUUGGCUCCUACUGUGUUGAAUUUCAGUGUGCUGCCGCCUUCGCCGUAUUUGGCCUACCAAUUGCGUCUGAAUCAAGGGACCCUUCGCUAUAGCUUCGUCGCGGUUGGCUCCCGCAUGGUUCAGAUCAUAACAUACUUGCUACUAUGGGUGUUGCCAGUUCUGUCGGCUUCGAUCGGGAUAUGGGCAUACAUGGGAGCCUUUUACCGAAUCAAAUUCAACAAGACUGGCAGCUCGAAAAAUGCUGUUGUUCCUGGUCUGUUCGGACGGUUCAAGAUUCGACGUGCAGGCUUUCAUCCUCUCAAUGACCACCACGAUCAAGACAUCAAGAUGGGAGUUGUACAUUCGAGGAAUGUGUCUGCUGGAUCAUCGGCUGGUGGGUUGGUAGAGAAGACCACCACCAGAAGAUGCGUCUUGAUAGCUACUAUGGAGUAUGACAUUGAAGACUGGGAUAUUAAGAUCAAGAUUGGCGGACUUGGAGUCAUGGCUCAGUUGAUGGGUAAAGCUCUGACGGAACAGGACUUGAUCUGGGUAGUCCCUWGUGUCGGUGGGAUUGAUUAUCCCAUCGACAAUCCCGCUGAUCCUAUAACCGUGACUGUUCUGGAUCAGCAAUACGAGGUGCAGGUACAAUAUCACCAAUUGCGGAACAUCACAUAUGUUCUCCUGGACGCUCCAGUGUUUAGGCAGCAAACAAAAGCUGAGCCAUACCCCCCACGCAUGGAUGACCUAGACUCAGCAAUCUACUACUCCGCCUGGAAUGCUUGCAUCGCAGAGACUGUCAAGCGAUUUCCCGUGGWCAUCUACCACAUCAAUGACUACCAUGGCGCAGCCGCACCACUCUAUCUUCUCCCCCGAACAAUUCCCUGCUGCCUCUCAUUGCAUAAUGCAGAGUUUCAAGGACUGUGGCCUAUACGUACGAAAGAGGAACAGGAAGAGGUUUGCAAGACUUUCAAUCUGAGUCUGGAGAUUGUGGAAAAGUAUAUUCAAUUCGGGGAAGUGUUUAAUUUGCUUCACGCCGGAGCGAGUUAUUUGAGGGUGCAUCAGAAAGGAUUUGGAGCUGUGGGUGUGAGCAGCAAGUAUGGUCCGAGAUCCUACGCACGAUAUCCCAUCUUCUGGGGCUUGAAAGAGAUCGGAGCGCUACCGAAUCCCGAUCCAACAGAUACCGAAGAAAAAGAAGAAACAGACGGAGCUAAUGCUAGCAAGAGUGUCACAAUUGAUCAUAUCUAUGAAGCCUCCCGUGGCGAUUUGAGGAAGCAGGCCCAAGAAUGGGCGGGACUGGUUGUGGAUCCCACCGCAGAGCUUUUUGUCUUUGUUGGUCGAUGGUCUGUUCAGAAAGGUGUUGAUCUUAUUGCUGAUGUGUUUCCGGCUGUUCUGGAAAAACACAAAAGCGUACAACUCAUCUGUAUUGGACCGGUGAUUGAUCUACAUGGGAAAUUCGCUGCAUUGAAACUAGAGCAAAUCACCAAGAAUUACCCCAGAAGAGUCUUUUCCAAACCCGAAUUCACACAAAUUCCACCAUAUCUGUUUAGUGGGGCUGAGUUUGCUUUGAUUCCUUCUAGAGAUGAGCCGUUUGGGCUUGUUGCUGUGGAAUUUGGUCGGAAAGGUGCUCUUGGGGUUGGUGCGAGGGUUGGAGGGUUGGGACAAAUGCCGGGAUGGUGGUUCACUGUCGAAAGUAGCACCACCAAACACAUGAUCCACCAGUUCAAAUCCGCAAUCGACGAUGCCAUUGGAUCCUCCACCACCGUCCGAGCUGAGAUGAGAGCACGCGCCGCCAAACAGCGCUUUCCAGUCGCUCAGUGGGUUGAGGAUCUGGAGAUACUCCAGAGCGCGGCGAUUCGUAUCCACAAGAACGAGAAACGUACCUCUCGUCGAAGAUCUGUAUCCCCGGGACUGUUUACAAAUCCAUACGCAAGCACUGACCGCCUUUCUUCCUAUGAAGAGGAUCCCAUUCCAACUCUCGAGGAUGCUGGAUCUGACAGAGGUAAACUUGGUCGGACGCUCACCCUGGGCACUCGAGCUGGGCCUGGACAUCGCAUCAGCCACGGAGGCCAAACGGUCGACAUGUGGGCUGAGGUGGAACAGCAGACUGAAGUGUCGAUAUCUCAGGAAGAGGCCGAAGCCGCCUUUCGUGGUGACGAGGUACGACAAACUCUGGGGCAGUUAGAGGGACGCCCCAAGCGUCCAAGAGCUAUUACUCGUCUCGAUACCGACCCCGACGAGGACUCACGAGGGAGAUCUGGCGCAGGCACUCCGCGGAUCUCCGUCGAAUUGCCCACAGCAGUCGAAGCCCGACCAUUCGACUUUACCGUCACUCCCAAUCGAACUCGCUCUCUGAGUCCUACAUUCGGAGCCAGGCUUGCGCCCACGGAAAUCCGCUCUUCGAGACAUGCUUCCUCCACAUCACUGCUCAGUCUCAGCGAGGUGACGCAUGGCAGACAAGACUUUAAUCUACAGAAGAUUGAACUCAACUUCACAGACGCCCAAGGAGAGUACUAUAGAAUGUUCCAAAGCAUGCUCGAAAAGGACCUAGAUGCCAAAACUUCAGAGAGCACCCUUGUGAUCGAAGACUUCCUCAAGGAGAGUGAGAAGGAAUGGGCAGCGCGUUACCGUAAUGCGAAGCUUGGCCGUUCCCCAAGUCCAGGCCGCCAUAAGAGAGACUCUUCCGGUAGCGGGAUCCACUCCUCACAUCGAGACAGCUCUAGUGACAGCAGUAUUGCAUAUAUCGGGCCAGAGAUGAACGAAUUCCUCCUGCAUAGAGACUACAUCAAGCCCUCAAUCGUAAAGAGAUGGAUGCGAACUCGAAUCCUCGACUGGCCAAUCUACAGCUUCUUUCUAGCAAUUGGACAGAUCAUCGCCGCAAACUCCUACCAGAUCGUCCUGCUUACUGGCGGUGCUCGCGGCGAUGAGGCGCAGAUUCUAUACGUCGUUGGGGGGAUUUAUAUCCUCGCUUCGGGUCUCUGGUGGGUGAUUUAUCGGAAGAUGACGCCGAGGUGGGUUUUGAGCUUGCCUUUCUCCUUGUAUGGAAUGACGUUUCUCAUUGUGGGAUUGGCGCCGUUUAUCCAUUCGGGCGGGGGAAGGGAUUGGGCUCGUAAUGUGGCAACGGGGCUUUACGCUGCUGCAUCUGCGAGUGGAUCGCUGUACUUUGCUCUUAACUUUGGAGAUGAAGGUGGUUCUCCGAUCGAAUCGUGGAUCUAUCGUGCUUGCCUUGUGCAAGGUAUCCAGUCGAUAUAUGUGACGGCACUGUUCUAUUGGAGUAAUACCAUGUCCGAAGCAGCCUCCGCAGGCGAAACCCCUCAAUCCAUGAUUGCCAACAAACCUAUAAUGGCGGCGAUUGCGUGUCCCAUUGGGGCUGUCUUGCUCGCCAUCGGCGCGCUUCUCUUCACAUCACUUCCUCCAUACUAUCGCCAAACGCCGGGAAAGAUUCCAAACUUCUACCAAUCACUCCUCCGAAGGAAACUCAUCAUCUGGAUGCUCGUCUCGGUGGUCUUGUCCAAUUACUGGCUUUCAGCACCUUACGGGAGAAGUUGGUCGUAUUUGUGGUCAUCUCAACACGCCCCAAAAUGGACCAUAGCCAUCCUCGCCGUCUUCUUCUUCAUAGGAGUCUGGACGGGUCUCCUCCUCAUCUUCGCACAAUUGAGCAAGUCACACUCUUGGUUCCUCCCAAUGUUCGCCUUCGGGCUACUUGCUCCCCGAUGGGCGCAGAUGUGGUGGGGUACAUCAUCAUAUGGGCUCUGGCUUCCAUGGAUACCAGGUGGAGCUGUAGGCGGCGCCAUUGCUGGUCGCUCGUUAUGGUUGUGGCUCGGAGUGCUGGACUCGAUUCAAGGAAUUGGUAUCGGCAUGGCAUUACUUCAAACCCUUACGAGAAUCCAUGUGGCCAUUACUUUGACGGCAUCCCAAAUUUUGGGAGCCGCAGUGACUAUGAUUGCGAAGGCUUCCUCGCCUAAUAGAGCAGGUCCGGGACCGGUGUUUCCAGAUCUUUCUGAAGGAGUCGUGGCUGGAUUGGCUCAACCUUGGUUCUGGGUGGCUUUGGUCUGUCAGCUUGUUAUUCCUGUGGGAUUCUUUGUGUUCUUUAGAAAGGAGCAGCUCAUGAAGCCUUGA